Symbiodinium necroappetens is the source of this 165-nucleotide messenger RNA. The record is from the annotation of a GenBank genome assembly. NCBI's taxonomy places the organism in Eukaryota, Dinophyceae, Suessiales, Symbiodiniaceae.
AUGGCCGCAACCUUGGAUGCCAAGACCGCCGGACUGAUGCAGUACAUGAAGUACCCUCCAUCCGCUCUGCCGGCCAGCGCCUCUACCUUUGACUGCCUGGGGCUCGAUGCUGGUGCCUUUCAGGCAAGCAGCAAGAAGCUGGCAGAGCGGCGCCUGCAGCCGAAG